UCCUUCCUUUUUUGUCUGACCCUAGCCCAGGGCUUGGGGAUUAAGGUGCAGAAAUGUUGGUUUUCUGAACUCUGUGGAUGCUGUGUCUCAAAGGAUGAGGUAGGGCUCAAGCCAUGAGCCAUGUAAAAUAGAGUAUCUGUUAGCUGGCCUAGAGCCUCUUGCAGUCCGCUGCUGAAAAAGAGAUCUGAGUCUAGGAUUGUAACCUGGGAACGAGGCUGGUAACUGGCAGGUAGAAGGGAGUAUUUUACUGCAUUCCUACGCUUUGGUGAUGAGUGCAGAAAGUUCAGGUGGAGGGGAAGGUUUGUUCAUUGCAGCUGUGAGGCCUUGAAAUGGAGCAGGAAUACAAAUUUCUGAAUUUCAGGGACUUGCACAUAGCAGGAUUGUGACUGUGCCCUGUCUGCAGCUGUUGUGCUUGGGGAGGGAGUGUGGGAUGUUUCUAAUCACAUCAGAUUCCACCAAGUCUAGGCAAAGAAUGUGACAGUAGCCAGUGCCUGGGGUUUUAAAGCAAAGUCAAGUAAAGACCCCCAAGCCCUGAUGCACCUGGACUGUUGCGUCAUGGAAACAUUCCUUCCUGCCUCCUGAAAUACUCAAGUUACAUCCUGAUGCCUGAGACUUGAUUUCUUAGCUCAGCUCAUGUAUUACUGGUUACAAAAUCCAGGCAGUGCUUGGUUCAGUGCAGCAGCUGCACAUUGUGUAGUGAAGUGUUUCCUUUAAUUCAUUCUUAAGUGACCCGCUUUUAAUCCUGUGAUGUGACCUCUUACUGCAGGAUGCGCUUCCCAAGCAUGAGUCAAGGAAGGAAGAGCUGUGUUGAGGGGAAGGCCCUUUUUGUGUUCAUAGCCCAAAUGCAUCCUCCAUCCACCCGCUCCCUUAGAGCUCCACUCACAGAUCUCCUGGGAAGUACCGCUAACACAGCAGCCCGAGAAUCAUAAACCAGGCAAAGUCACCAUGAACUGCCCACCAAGGGAACAGCCAAUCUUCAGCACCAGGGCCCAUGUUUUCCAGAUCGACCCUGCCACCAAACGGAACUGGAUCCCUGCCAGCAAACACGCCUUGACUGUCUCCUAUUUCUAUGAUGCCACGCGCAAUGUGUACCGGAUCAUCAGCGUGGGGGGCACCAAGGCAAUCAUCAACAGCACUAUCACCCCCAACAUGACCUUCACAAAGACAUCCCAGAAAUUUGGACAAUGGGCAGACAGCCGAGCCAACACAGUUUAUGGUUUGGGCUUUGCUUCGGAGCAACAUCUCUCCCAGUUUGCAGAGAAGUUCCAGGAAGUGAAAGAAGCAGCCCGUUUGGCAAGGGAGAAGUCCCAGGAUAAAACAGAGCUGACCAAUCCUGCUCUGAAUAUCACAUCUCAUCAGGUACUUCCCAGCCCCAUCAUCAGCUCCAAUGGACCAGGGGAAGACAAGCUAUUCCGAAGCCAAAGUGCUGAUGUUGAGAUAACAACAGAGAAGGAGCGGCUGAAGAAGAUGCUUUCAGAAGGUUCAGUGAGCGAGGUCCAGUGGGAAGCUGAGUUCUUCAGCCUCCAGGACAACAACAACAAACUCGUGGCUGCUCUCCAUGAAGCCAACGCCAAUGUGGACCAGUGGAAGAAGCAGCUGGCUGCAUAUCAGGAGGAGACGGAAACACUGCGGCAGCGGGUAGCAGAACUGGAGUCGCAGGGGGCUCACGAUUCCUCCAGUGAGAACAAUAAAGAAGAUCUGAGCCAGACCCUGGAGGAACUGGAACUGCUGAUCAAGACAAAAGAUGAGGAAAUUCAGAUGCUGAAAAGCCAGAAGUGCAGCCGAUGGGAAGCAGAGGGCGAGCGUGAGGAAACACUGCAGAAGCUGCAGGAGCUGGAGGCACGCAACGCAGAGCUGGAGCGGCGCCUUCACCUGGCUGAACAGACGCUGGCCGAGACCCUGGCCGAGAGGGAGAAGAUGCAGAAUGAGGUCACCAAGGUGGCCGAGAUCAUGGAUGUGAAAAUUUUUGAGCUCAGCGAGAUCCGUCAGGGACUAGCCAAGCUGGUAGAGAGCAACUGAGCAGCAGUGCUCACGGAGGAGACACCUCCAGCAGGAGGGGAGCCCAAGCUGGGACUGGUCACUGACAGCAAUUAUAAUCACAGAACGGCCGCAAGGCCUGUUCGGGCAGGAUACACCAACAUACCAGCAGCUGCCUGGACAGUGUGGAGACCAGCCGCAGCCACUUACUGCCCACUGAACACCGAGAUGGAGGGCAAAGAGGACCUGAGCUCCUGAAUCCUCCACAAGGAGCACCUGUAAAUCACAGCCAGGCUUCUCUGGACCCUGCCAUAGCUGUGGCAUGGCCCAGAGACAGCAGGCUGUCCCCGUGCUGCUCAGCAGCUUGUCUUUCCCAGCCUCCCUGUUGCCACACUGUGUCUCCAACGUUUUUACAGUUCUUUUCUAGGGAAGGGGCUGAGCAGCCUUCGUGUUUUUUCAGUAGUUUUUUAGGGAACCACUUGCCUUUUGCAAAAUAAGCUGCCUCUGUUUCCCUACCUCAGGAGGGAGGAGAGGUGCCAGCACACCAAGGACAACAGUUGCUCCUUUUCUUCUUCCCCAGCCCUAACUACGUUGUGUCUUUCUAACAGGAUCCAGAAAUGCUGGUCACUGUCAGGAGCUUCCAGAUGUAGCAGAAGUCCCCACUGCAGGCAAGGGUGCUUGCCUGCCCACGUGCCCUUUCCCACAUUCAGUCACAUCCUCCAGAAGAAAAGGAACUGCAGGUUUUAAAGCUCCUUUGAGUUUAACACAGUGGGUUUUUAUGACUUCUUAAAACUGCUUUAAGCUGAGAGCACAGGCCUGGUUGGGAUAGGGGCAUUUGAAAAAUGGGACACCCCCAAGGGGAUGGCCAACCAACUGCUAGAUUGGUAUCUCUCCCAGCCUCCAAGGACUGCAGUUAAUUGGAAUUAAAUGGAGCAAAUCGCA
Molecule: messenger RNA, 2919 nt
Organism: Struthio camelus australis
Lineage: Eukaryota; Metazoa; Chordata; Aves; Struthioniformes; Struthionidae
Source: RefSeq, a predicted model, not a curated record